Notothenia coriiceps (black rockcod) is the source of this 3692-nucleotide messenger RNA. RefSeq names its product vascular endothelial zinc finger 1-like. NCBI's taxonomy places the organism in Eukaryota, Metazoa, Chordata, Actinopteri, Perciformes, Nototheniidae. The record is from RefSeq and is a predicted model, not a curated record. Gene Ontology annotation, molecular function: DNA-binding transcription factor activity, RNA polymerase II-specific; sequence-specific DNA binding. The transcript has 6 exons. Gene Ontology annotation, biological process: regulation of transcription by RNA polymerase II. Gene Ontology annotation, cellular component: nucleus. The coding region runs from base 108 to 1169 and encodes 353 amino acids.
UCCAACACAUUCAGCAGCAGCAUCAACAUCAGCUCCAGCAGCAAAUACAACAACAGCAACACAUUCAACAGCAGCAUCAACACAUUCAGCAGCAACUGCAGCAACAAAUGCACCACCAACAUCAAACGCAGCAUCAGAUGCAACAACAUCAGCAGCAGCAGCAGCAGCAGCAGCAGCAGCAGCAGCAGCAGCAGCAGCAGCAGCAGAGCGUCCCUAAGAAGCCCCCCAAACCGGUGAAAAAGAAUCAUGGUUGCGACAUGUGCGGCAAGGCCUUCAGAGACGUGUACCACCUCAACCGCCACAAGCUGUCGCACUCGGACGAGAAGCCGUUUGAGUGUCCCAUCUGCCAGCAGAGGUUCAAGAGGAAGGAUCGCAUGACCUACCACGUCCGCUCCCAUGACGGCGGAGUUCACAAGCCUUACAUCUGUUCCGUCUGUGGGAAGGGCUUCUCAAGACCUGAUCAUCUAAGCUGUCACGUAAAGCACGUCCAUUCUUCAGAGAGGCCAUUUAAGUGCCAAGUAACGGCUUGUACCUCUGCAUUCGCGACCAAAGACCGUUUGCGCUCCCACAUGAUAAGGCACGAAGGCAAAGUGACCUGCAACAUCUGCGGCAAAAUGUUAAGCGCUGCCUACAUCACGAGUCACCUCAAGACGCACGGCCAGGCCAGCUUCAGCAACCCGUGUAACAAUAAAGGCAUAAGUGACUGGCAGUGGAACCACUCAGGGCCACGAAAAGGUGAGUUGACGGUAGGAGAGAUUUUAAAUAACUCCUUCCAAGUCCUAAUUGACAACUCUCACAGAGAUGCCAACAACGUGCACAACAACUCGGCGAGUACGACGGCGGUCACACAUUCCGCGGCCAUCACCUCGGCUUUGAAUCGCGGAGGCCUCAUCGGCAACCCCAUCACCAUCGCUGCUCAGAUGAACAUCGCCACCAGCACGGUGAACAUCACGUCACAGAUGAACCUGCAGCACCCCGUCACCAUCACCGGCCCUGUGAACCUGGCCUCCAUCAACAUCCCCACGACAGCACACAUGAAUAUCGCUCACCCCGUGGCCAUCACCUCUCCCAUGUCCAUGAAUCUCACCGGGCCCCUCAACAUCGCCAUGAGGCCCAUGGAUAGCAUGCCUUUUCUAUCCCAAGUCCUGCCUUCCUCCCCUCCUUGGUAGAGCUUAUUUUCUUUUUUAGCUUAUGUAAACGCUGAUAAUGUUAACUGCCAAAUAAUAGACGAGCACGUCAAAUCUUAGUCAAAUGUUCCUUUGGACGAGUCAAGAAGGUAAUAACUAAUGUAGUACAAACUCAUAGAUAGUAACAAAUGAUUGCUAUUUGCAGGGGUGACGCAUUCUUUAUUUUAUUUGUACGAGUAGAAAAAAAAAACGUUCAUAUAUUCUUACUCAUGAUAGAGAAAUAAUAUUGCGACAGUCUCUCAUUGCAGAGAAUCAGCAUAUGAAAUAAUGUAAGCUGCCUUCCGCGCGAGAAUGGCAAACUUUAACCACUUAUCUUUCAUAGUAUGUUUUUUUUUUAAAAUCAUUUUUAUUUUAGAUUUUGUAAUAUAGGACAAUUCUAGAUAUUUUAUCGAAGUGAGAUGGGAAUUUCUGUUUUUGCUACCCAUUAAAUGUAUUACCUGUCACAUUUAAGAUACUUCAUCACAUUGAUGCAAACAUACUGUAAAUCAGGUUAACCAUAAAGAAGUCUAGCAACAUUGGCCUAAUACACUCAAAUGAAAAGAUGUAGCAACAUUUCUGACAGAUCAAGUUAUUAUCCUCUCAAAUCAUGCGUUAUAAUGCUCUUCCCUGGUCUAUGGUGUAACUCACCUGGGUCGGACUUCUUAGGGCCAUUCCCGUUUCAAACAUGAAAAGAGAAACUGGUUUGACAAAAAAAAUCAGUUUACUUCUUUUUCUUAUUGAGGUUUGACCCACUGUCUGUUCAAAGACAGUUUUAAGUGCCAGAUAAGUUUGGCCUCUCAUCUCUUUCGUCUGAUCGAGAACAUGAUAUCAAGUUGUAAGCUCCAUAAAGGCUAGAAAAUGAUCCUAAAGAUCACAUUAACAAGUGAAACCAUUUAGAAGAAGAAGGAACUUUCUUAUCCGAUAAUUAGAAUUUGUUUCCUUUACUGCCCGAAUAACCCAAAACAUCUCACCAGCCACACACUUAACGGACGGAUGUUUUUGGACAUUUUCCGCAGAUAUUCUGUGUAAAUAAUGACCAUUUUAUGCCAAAGAUUUUCUAACUAGUUUCCCCCUAAACGCUAUAUUUUAAAAGAUUAGGGGAAAACCAUAAAACACCAUUAAACCCUCAUAAGACACACAACUCUCCUUUUUGAAACACAGAUGAAAUGGCGCCUUAUGCGGAGGAGUCUGAUCUCUGUUUCCUUAGAAGCCACCUCUACCCAUAAUAUCCGAUUCUGUUACAUUUCUUUGCGUUAACGGUUACAUGAACAGGUUUUAUUACACUCCUUUAAAACCAAAAGACUUCCUUUGACUUUAGUUUGAAAUUAUUGGGCAGUUAUUACAAUAUCAGCUGCUACUUUUUCACCAUAUUUGUUUUUAUUUAUCCAUUGCCUACUCCUUUUUUCAAACUCGGGUAGUAGGUUUUACUAUUACAGAUAGUUGAGGGUGAGCGUAUUGCAGCAGUGUUGGCAUAAAACACAUUAUAGGCUGUGGAGACGCACACCCUUUUAGAGUUCUCUCUCUUUUAUUUAACCGCUGAAGGACGGUGUCGAUCUCGUAAAAGUGAACGACAAGUGAUUUUUUUCAACUGGGCAUCUGACUUGGAACGUGGGUGACACUUUACCCUCCUCCAUUAGGCUUUGUUUUAAAGCUCCUUAAACCUGAAGUGUACUGGAGUUGUACUUAAAUGCUUCCUCUUCAGGCAGAUUUAGUUUGUUUCCGUUGUUAUUUUUAGUGGACUUAUCAGUAUUUGAUAGUUUAUGUAUUUUAAAGUUUAACGAAAGAAAAACAAAGCUUCCAUUUCAGGGGGGAGGGGGGGGGUGUGAGUCGACGGUUCAGAGGCUGUUUUAGACCCAUCAACUAUCCCCUCCCCACCAUGUUUAUGUUUUUAAAUGGCUGGAAACCAGUCAGUGGUCACUGCUGGUUACUCUACACUAGUGACUUCUGUUUGGGAAUGUUUGUAUGUAUUUAUAUCAGGACAUGACAGUUGAAGGUACAACAAAGAGGAAAUGUCUUGUACUCAAAGCGUGUCCCCUACCGUUUGCCCUUUAAAUGGCAGUAUUAUCAGAGAUCAACAUUUUUUACAUUUGAAUUGAUUUUUUCUUCUUUUUUAAACUGUAGAGGUCAAGAGAGCUACCCAGUGGCUCCCUAUAAUGAAAGCAGUCCCCAAGUGAACUCGUAUGUUCAUUCAUAUUGUUUACUUCAGCAGGUUUAGGAUCCCAUCACUGUCAGUCCAACUCAGGAAGGUUACUGAGAAUAGUCUUUAAAAGAAAAACAUGGCCAUUUCUUUGUAAAUAUGAAACACUAUUUGAUUGCCUUUUUACCCGUGGGAGAGGGAGCAUCUCUACUUCCACAGGCUAGCAAUGCAAGAACUACAUCACUGAUGUGGCCGUCCAUCCCAGGAGAGACAUGAGCAGCAACUGAAGGAUAAGGCUGGUGUCGGUACCUUUCCAUCAUCAAAUCCCUUCAAAAAAAGGUUUAACAUGGGAACAAGAAUGAUCUGUGCAGCUAUGGCUUCUUCAAAUA